CUGGCAGAAAAUGUCACCUGGAAAAGUUCUGCAACCUGCAGUGAAAAUGAAGGUGGAUGAACUCUUUUUGUGCUGGUUGAGUCAGCCUGCAACUCAGGUAAUACUAAAGGACUGCUUGAGAAGAAUCAAGAAUAAGGAGAAAACUGAGUUUGGUAACGCAGAUUCAGGAAACAGUAAAAAUGAGAGCCUCACCAGUGAAAAUUCCAAUUACAAGCAGUGCAUAUUAGGAGAUACCAGACUGCCUUUGAUGUCUUUGAGUCCUCCUCAGCUUUCUACUACUCUUCCAUUGGCGACUCCAGCUAGCUCAAGGAGCAUCUCUAAUGUUAGAGCAACACGCCGAUCCUCAGGGACCAAAGAAGUUCAAACAAAGAAGGAAGAAACUUUGCCACCAUCACAUAGUCAAAACAUUCCAACUUUUUAUUUUCCUCGAGGAUGUCCUAAGGAAAAAGUGAAUAUAGAUGCUGUGAUUGCCAAAAUUGAGAAAACUUUUUCUGAAUUUCCAAAUGAGAGGGCAACGUUAGAAGACAUGGGUAAGGUUGCAAAGGCUUGUGAAUGCCCACUCUACUGGAAAGGUCCUUUGUUUUAUUGUGCUGGAGGUGAACGAACAGGAUACGUGUCAGUUCAUAAAUUUGUUGCAAUGUGGCGGAAAGUACUUCAGACCUGCUAUGAUGAUGCUGCGAAGUUUGUUCAUCUUCUGAUGAACCCUGGAUGUAACUACUUGGUGCAAGAAGACUUCAUUCCUUUUUUACAAGAUGUGGUGAAUAGUCAUCCAGGCCUUUCAUUUUUAAAAGAAGCAUCUGAAUUCCAUUCUCGGUAUAUUACAACAGUCAUACAGAGAAUAUUUUAUACAGUAAAUAGGUCCUGGUCUGGGAAAAUAACUUGUAAUGAGCUCAGGAAAAGCAACUUUUUGCAGAAUGUGGCAUUAUUGGAAGAGGAAGCUGAUAUUAACCAGCUGACAGAGUACUUCUCAUAUGAACAUUUUUAUGUUAUCUAUUGCAAAUUUUGGGAGCUGGACACAGACCAUGACCUCUAUAUUGAUCGGAAGGAUUUAGCUCGACAUAAUGAUUAUGCAAUUUCAAAUAGGAUGAUAGAGCGCAUCUUCUCAGGAGCAGUAACAAGAGGUAGAAAAGCACAAAAAGAUGGGAAGAUUAGCUACGCUGAUUUUGUCUGGUUUUUGAUAUCUGAAGAGGACAAAAAAACACCAACUAGCAUUGAAUACUGGUUCCGCUGCAUGGAUCUUGAUGGGGAUGGUGCUUUGUCUAUGUAUGAAUUGGAAUAUUUUUAUGAAGAACAGUGCCAAAAAUUAGAGAACAUGGCCAUAGAACCUUUGCCAUUUGAAGACUGUUUGUGCCAGAUGCUGGAUCUUGUAAAGCCACAACAUGAAGGAAAAAUUACUCUGCAUGAUUUAAAGCGAUGUAAGUUGACAAAUGUGUUCUUUGAUACUUUUUUCAACAUUGAAAAAUACCUUGACCAUGAACAGAAGGAUCAGUUUUCUAUGUUGCGGGAUGGUGAAGGUGAAAGUCAAGAGGUCUCUGACUGGGAGAAAUAUGCUGCUGAAGAGUAUGGUAUCUUGGUAGCAGAAGAGGCAGCAAGUGACCAGUGGAAUGACGGGUAUGAAGCAGAACUGAAUCCUGUAGAUCAUCAGAAGGCCAGUGUUCUAAAGUAUCAAACGGAGAAAAGACCAUUUUUUGAAAUGCCUUCCCAUCUGGCUGAUGUAGACUUGGAUGAAUAUGAUUAUGAUGAGGAUUUUGAAUAGAGGUUACUUAUGGUCAGCACUUGCAGAAGAGAAGGGACAGUCUGCAGCAGGUCUGCUACACACUGAUACGUUUCAGUGGGGUUUCUUUCCAGGAAGUCAGCUUAGUUUUGUGCUAAAAAUAUCUAAUCACUACACUACCUUUUAAGUAAAAGUGCAUUUAUAUGGAAUGAUGAGAUUUUUGUAUUUAUUCAAUAGUUUAUUGUUUGUAAAAUAGAUUAAAAUAUUUAUUUUCAGAUGUUGCAUAAUUCCUUUUUGGAAGAAUAACAAUAUUUGACUUAAGAGAAAAGAUAUUGUUUUUAAGAGAACUGUAUAAUUCUCUUGAAGCUGAUGUGUGGUGCACUGACCAUCUCCAUCUCACCUGUGUACAGGUAUUUCUGUCCUGGUAUGGGAGGUAAGGAGACAAUUUACACCUGCAGUUGCUCAUGCUCAUAGACAGCCCUCUUUUAGGUUUGAUGCCUUGGAAAGGAAGAGACGUGACAAUGAGUGCACAGUUCAGCACUCAUUUACAAACAGAGUUUUGUCUGACAAGCUCUGCAUAUUAGUAGAAUACACUAAAGUGAACACCCAAGACAAGUUGUUUUUCUUUUCUGUGUAGUCCUUGUUUGCCCCAACUUUAAUUUUGCCCUUUUAAACUUUAGUCUUUUUGUUGAUGUUAAUCAUAAAAAGAUUAUUUAACAGUGAAGUCUGAGUGUUCAUCCUUGAUCCAAAAUGGGUGUGUUAAUUCAUGCAGAAGGAACCAAUUUUUUUUUUUCUUAAUCCUUUGUAUAAAUGUUACUUGAUCAGUGAUGUGCACUAAUUUGUUGUGGGCAUUCAGUGCUUUUGUCUGUCCUCCCCUUUGCUUGUUUGCUAUUGACACAUUCCAUGGAUAUUCAUCAGUGUCACAGCAGCUUGAAAUUGUUGCCUCACUUAACUGUUAAACAGGUUUUGUUGGGAAAAAUGUACAAAAAGAUGUAAGUUAUUUUUUUGUUUGCAGUGUAGAUCUUUUAAAAUGUUUAGAAAACAUGUUUGUAUUUUCAAAUAAAGAUUUUCAUACAUGUAAUUUAACAGUUGUAAUUUUUACAUACUGCACACAAUUCAUGUCUUAUAAAGAGCCAUUCACCACAGGAUGGGUUACACAGGUAUGCAGCCUGGUUGGAUAAUUACAACAAGCUGCAUAUGCAAAGCAAUCAGCCUCUAGCAGGGUUUUCUUCAUCCAAAAGAACAUUUGCUGAGCAGCUGGGAGAAACCUGUUGUGCUCAACUCCUCACACAAGCUCCUGCACAAACCUACACCCCACCUGUGUAUCAAGAAACUUACUGCUGCAGGGAAACUCAAGUAAUUGUAAUACCAUUUGAAGAAUUUUGGUUAAUUAUUCCAGUUUUAAUACAGACUCACCAAUGUCAAAGUUCUCCAGGGCUGGCUGGCUACCUUUCACUAACUGCCCAUGGUUUGGGGCUUUUAAACAGUAAAGAUACAUAGAGCAUUUCUGUGACGCUCUGUUCCCUCAGGGAAAGAAUGACCAACUGGCUUUGCAGAAGAUGAUCCUGAACAUCUGUUGCAUUGCAACAGAUGCAUUUUCCUACCCUAAAACUUUUCUCAAGAAGGGAGCUUGUAACUGUGCAGCAAACAGCCACAGACUUUCCCAGCAUGCAGUGACACAUCUCUGUCCCACAGCACUAUGGUGCAGGGUCGAUCUCUUCUGCAGAGCCAGUAUCUGUUGUUGCCACUUUGUGUUUAAUGAAGUGCCUGUUAAAUCCUGGUCUCUAUUAUACUUGUGCUAACCAAGUCCCUUCUUUCCUACGUAGAAUGUAUCCUGCUGUUAUCAGAGAAGUCCUUUUUCUUAAAAUAUGGGCUUGCGGAUUUACUGGACCUUGCCUCUGCAGGGUAAUUACCAUCCCAAUCCCACUGUUACAAAAAUUAAAGCAUCCAUAUAUUUGAUGUGAUUCCAGGUAUAACUGUUUUCCUAGUCAAGCUGUAUCUGCCUACCUGGUGAGUCCUUAGGCCUAGAUCCACAAAUCAUCCACAGAUGGAUGAGGGGAAGCAUCAGUACCAGUCCAGAUAAGGGGGAGUUACUGAUAGAGGAACCUGAGAACUAUGUCCUUUGUGUCAGCCUGCACACUGUGCACAAGGAAAAUCAUGGAUUCACUGUGGCCACUUCAGUGUACCCAAUACCUGGGCAACAGUCAUGGCUUUCAC
Messenger RNA from Pyrgilauda ruficollis (rufous-necked snowfinch), 3931 nucleotides. RefSeq names its product protein phosphatase 2 regulatory subunit B''beta (gene PPP2R3B). The record is from RefSeq and is a predicted model, not a curated record. Gene Ontology annotation, molecular function: protein phosphatase regulator activity; calcium ion binding. NCBI's taxonomy places the organism in Eukaryota, Metazoa, Chordata, Aves, Passeriformes, Passeridae. The transcript has 13 exons. The coding region runs from base 11 to 1756 and encodes 581 amino acids. Gene Ontology annotation, biological process: protein dephosphorylation. Gene Ontology annotation, cellular component: protein phosphatase type 2A complex.